Messenger RNA from Glycine soja, 755 nucleotides. RefSeq names its product LYR motif-containing protein 4-like. The record is from RefSeq and is a predicted model, not a curated record. The coding region runs from base 43 to 414 and encodes 123 amino acids. The transcript has 2 exons. NCBI's taxonomy places the organism in Eukaryota, Viridiplantae, Streptophyta, Magnoliopsida, Fabales, Fabaceae. Gene Ontology annotation, biological process: iron-sulfur cluster assembly.
UGGGCCAAGAAUCUUGGACCCAAUACGUCUACAUACAUAGACAUGAUUUUUCUUGAUCUUCCCUCAAUUCACAUUUAUUCUCUGACGCUGUAUUCUAUUCUGUACCUGGAGGGAGCCAUGAGUGCAGCUGCGUCAUCCUCCGCUACUCCUUCCGCUGCCCAAGUCCUCUCCCUCUUCCGAUCCCUCCUCCGCGCCGCGCGCGAGUUCCCCGAUUACAACAUCAGGGAGUACACCAAACGACGCACCAUCGAUUCGUUUCGCCACAACGCCACUCUCUCCGACCCGUCUCAAAUUUCCACCGCCUUCGCCCACGGCAAGUCACAGCUCGCCGUCGUUAAACGACAGGCCGUCGUCUACUCCCUCUACGACUCUCCGCUCCGCAGCGUCAUGGAACUCCAACAAGUCCCCUUCUAAUCACGAUAAUCUCAGGGUUUAGGGUUCUCAGUAUGACUCUGUUGAGGUCUCCACUUGCUCUGAGAAGAUCAGAAUUUCGCUAUUUGAUUCCCAUCCCUCAUUUUUUUAGGACAAAUUUAUGUUUUUUUUAUAUAUUUAAAUUGAGUGGCACUCCUUAAUAAUAAAUGUAAAACCGGUUUUUAGUUGUUAGGAUGAUAUGAGAGUAUUUAGUUGGACGACCUGUAAAUUUGACAUUUUUAUUUAAUUUUUUAUAUGACGAUGAUGAUGAUGUUAUCCUUCACUAUGACAAUUUGAUGUGUUUGUGCUGUUGUUAUGAUAGAUUAUUCUGGUUUUGUCUUUUA